AAAAUAAUCAGUUUACACUGCUGGACAAAUCAUUGUUCAAUCUGCGCCUCUUUUAUUCCACAGGUCUUCGAAUACCUUGACAUCAUCUCAACUUCUUGAGCCAUGUCCGGAAAAGCCCCCUCCGUCACCUCCUCAGAACCACUUGCACAGUUCUCAUUAGCCCUCUUCACCAAGCUCCCACCUGAGCUUCGACUUGAGAUCCUUUCACACUGUCAACAAAAUGAUCUCAUCUGCAUGUCCCUUGCAUCAUGCUCUCUCCGCGCCAUGAUGCUCCCAAUGAUACCGGCAAAACCUUCGCUGCUCUCCUACGACCAAGUACACCCCCCAGAAGUGCUCAAGUGCGAGUGCGGCGACACUUCGGCAGUCGGAGUUGUCCAGGAAAUUUACUGGCACCGAAAGAAACGCCAUGUAUACAAGUACGCAGAGCCCCCGAGAAGAUGCUCAAACUGGGCGCCCUGUCGACCGUAUGCCGCCGACCACGCCAUUUGCCGGCGGCAGUGGUGUAGGCACUGUUCGUGUACCACGUGUCCGCUAUACGCAAGACUUCGCGAGUCGAUGGGAGACCGGAGAUACUGUGCCGAGUGCCAAAAGUUUACGAAGCGUCCUAGGACGAAGAAGUACAAAGGGAGAUGCUUGCAUGGCCGCCCUCGGGUUCGAAGGACUCCAAACAAUCACUGGACGGCCAAAAAAGGAGUGUCGUAUGGGUGUCGCUGGUGGCGGAGAUGGGGCACUUGCGGUGUCGAUGCCUGGGGGUACCCAGAAGGGGAUAAAACGGCUGACGUGAGCAGAAGGAGGAAUGCGAGGGUUGUGUAAAGUGUCCUUGACCCUACAAUGACUGUGGUUCGGUUUAAUAAUCACGGCUAAAGAUGUAAAUAAAUAUGUAAACUUACUUGAAUAAUGAGGCUAACGAUUCACGUUACGUGCCACGUACAACGAGAC
Molecule: messenger RNA, 939 nt
Organism: Colletotrichum phormii
Lineage: Eukaryota; Fungi; Ascomycota; Sordariomycetes; Glomerellales; Glomerellaceae
Exons: 2
Coding region: 103-813 (236 amino acids)
Source: RefSeq, a predicted model, not a curated record